Messenger RNA from Neodiprion fabricii, 3083 nucleotides. Its product is annotated as lysM and putative peptidoglycan-binding domain-containing protein 3. Lineage: Eukaryota; Metazoa; Arthropoda; Insecta; Hymenoptera; Diprionidae. The record is from RefSeq and is a predicted model, not a curated record. The transcript has 3 exons. Bases 185 to 1003 code for a protein of 272 amino acids.
UUUAUUUGCAUGGAGAGAACCGACUGGAUAUGAAUGACAUUUGCAGAAGAAAAAAAAAGUAAAACAGCUGACAAUUAUAAUUCUGACUUGAAAGGUUAUGGAAUGUAGUCAGUUAUUUCAAUACUGCGAACAACAAGUAGUAAUCAAGUGAGCACAGUGAAAUGUUAUCGUAAUAUUAACAAAGAUGCGAAAAAUAUCACUCAGUAACGGAAAUGAUGGGCAGAGAUCGGGAAGGCAAAAGGUUUAUCAGCGUAGUGGUCAGAGAGAAGGAUCCCCGAAUUAUGUGCUCUUGUAUUCAGAUGGAGAAAAUAGUGGAGACGAAGAGACAAUUGCUCUUCGUACAGUAUCGAAACAAAAAUCACCUCCCCGCAAAGUGGAGGUGAUGAAAAUUCAGUUACAACCUGAGGAUACUUUGCAGGCACUUUCACUCAGAUACGGAUGUACCAUAUCUGAAUUGAAGAGGAUCAAUAAAAUACAUAAAGAAAACGAAAUAUUUGCACAUCGAACAAUUAAGGUUCCUGUUGUCGCGUUCUCCCUCUUGACAGAAACUUUGAAUCAAACUGAAAAUACAGACAAUAACGACGGCGAAAUUGGCGAUCUUAUUACUAUCGAGGACACACCGGCUAAUAGCUCUAGAGAGGAACAGAUUAUCAAUCUAAUAGCUCUUCCAACUCCUGUACCUCCUUUAAAAUCGAAUUUUGAUUAUACCACAUUAAAUACAAUCUGCGAAACUCCUGCAAAUCAAUGUGAAAAUACACUAGAUGUCUUAGAGGAUGGAGAAAACGAUCAAUUACUUGCUUCCGAAGAAAGCAGCCCAGAGCAACAUAGUGUAUACAAGUUAUCGUGUUCUGGGGCUGAUUGGGGUCUGUCGUGGCCGCAGCUCGUUGGUUGUUCGCUACUCCUGGGACUUGCGGGACCUCUUAUUAUUUAUUUUUUAUUUCUUGCCGAAACUUCUUCUAAACAUCACUCGAGUGCGGGAUACUAUAAGCAUUUCUUUUCAUGAAAGUAAGAAAAGGACCAACUUUUCUCUUACAAAAGUUCGAUUACGUGUGUGUUGACAAAUAUAACUGUACAUAUCACCUAUACGAAUUUUGAGGCAACAUAUCUUUUUGACCUAAAGUGGUCCAUAAUACAUACAGGUUGUAGCAUAUUGAUUGCAUAACUCGUUUAGUUUCUCCAUGAAUACUAACGCUAGUAACGCAUGUUCCUCUAAUGAAUUCGGAAAGUAAAUGACAGCAAUAUAUUAGGCAUCUGAAAUCUUUUUAUGUCUAAUAUUUUACUUGAUAAACGGUUAUAUGCUAUAUGCAUGUAUUUUUUAAAUUUGUAACUGAGUCCAUAGUUUUGUUUUUGAAGUUGCCAAACGCUAUUAGUAAAUUUAUACAUAAAUAUAUAUUUUUGUUCGUGUACAGAGCGAUUGUAUAGUUUAAGAAAUAUUGUGUCUUUUGGUCACAAUUUGAAUUCCUCUCAGUUAGAAUUGCAAAUAAUUGUCAAUUACUAUCUUUGACUUUUAUGUGUAUAUUCUUAAGCCAACAAACCUUAAUCUCGGAACAAUAUGUGUACGUAUUUUGUCACGUAAGAUAUAUUUUUUGACUUGUAAAUUUUUUACUUGGAAACGAGGAGAUUUGAAUGGUUUGUUGGAGGAAUGGUGCAGUUGUGUACCAGAUAGAAAAAAUAGUAUGAUUGUGAUAUGUUCAUAAGCAAUACUCUAGUUAAUUGACUUACAGCUGAGUUAUUUAUAAUAUGAUCGAAUUUUUAGUUAAUAUUUUACAUUUGUUAUUAGCUAGUGAUAAAAUGCGAAAAAAUAUAUUUCUAAACACAGUAAAUUUGUUUUUUCUUUGAAGUGUUUUACAAUUAGCUAAAUUGCUGUAAAGACAGUUACUCGUUGAAAAGUUGUAUGUUCUUUCUUUUACUGCAACAUUUCAUGUAAAGAUUCGGCAUUCGAUAAUCUUAACGGGUCAGCUAUUUAUUUCUAAAUACUUUGAUCUAACCGGAGUUGGUGGUAAUCAAAUCAACAUAGAUCGUACAAUUUUUCCUGCAAAAUAUGACCAGUUUAUUUCAUCCGUUUACAGGUUUUAAAUUUUUAUUGUUGACACAUCGGGAUGCGAGCAGUUAGUGCGUAUUUCCAAUCUGAAAACAGAGAUAUAACAUAGAAAUUUACAAUGGAAGUAUAGAAUCAAGUAAUGCGGAUUCACACCAUUUUCUAAGCACUAUUUUGACUGAGAAAUAUUAUAUAGACGAUAAAUCUAUUAAUUAUUUACCAAAAAUACUUUCGUAAUUAGUACACAUUACAAAAGAAUUUGUACCUCAUAAAGGAAAUUCAUCGCUGACUGCCAGGAUCCUGUGAAAAAAUAAACAAACGAUUAUACUCUAUCUCUUUCAAGAAAAAUAAUUUAUAUAUUGUUUAAGUAAUUUGCAAAUCAGUAGACGAUAUGAUGUCGUUCAAUUUGUAUUCAGAAGACCGUCGUCAAACUCAUCAUAAGAGGAAUAACACGCAGAUGAAAGAAUUGCAUUUGAGCAUUAAUUGAUAUUUAUAAGGAUGAAUAAUUUGAAUAUUUGUACAUACCGGAUAUUUCAAGGAUUAUUCAGAAUUUAGAACUUUUUGAAACUCUUCUUGGAUCCAGUUCCCUUUGAGACCUUGAGAACGUUGAAUCUAACAGUUUUGCUCAGUGGUCGACAUUCGCCAAUGGUCACAACAUCACCUAUUUCCACGUCUCUGAAAAUGAAACCAUUGUUACAUUACCUAAUCAGUCCAAAACAAACUUUUGAAUACCGAAGUUUUCAAUAAUUUAAUUUUCACUGCAUCAGUAGACGAUAAAAUAGACUUCAAUUUGUAUUCAGAAGACCGUCGUCAAUAUCAUCAUUGAUUAAAGAUUAAAAUCAAACAGCCAUAAAAAAAGACGUGAGAUAAUUUUAUAAUGCUGUACACUUCAAUAUAAUAUAAUUUAAUUAAUUAAUCACCUGAAGCAAGGGCUCAAGUGGACACUCAUAUUCCGGUGACGUUUUUCAAAUCGAUUAUAUUUCCGGAUAUAGUGAAGAUAAUCCCUACGAAUAACAAUCGUGCGUUGCAUCUUCAUCUUCUGUAC